AUGAAUAAAUUCAUUGCAGUUUUAUUAAUAGCUUGCUUUGCUUUUACUUAAGUCCAAGCUCAUUCCCAAGGACAUAAGUGUGCUCAUGAAAAAAUGAACGAAAAGUUAGACAAAGAAAUUGUUGACUUGAUUAUUGAUGAAAAUGAAAGACAUCUCUAAAAUGCUAAUCCUAGAAACUUUAAGAUUACCUAUGAUAUGGCUUAUUUCGAUAAUUUACCUAAUACUCCUGAAAUGCAAAUUUUCAGAAGAAGCUGUGAAAAGGCUAUCAAGAUAGCUUCUAAUUUCUUCAGCAAUCUCAUCACCAUCGUUCCUAAGCCUACUGGUUCUAUGAAGUGGGACCUUAGACUUAACAAGUGUGGUGAAGCUACUAUCCCUGCUGCAGAUAAGACUACCGAUAAGGAUAGUGAUCUCCAUUUAUAUAUCACUUUCACUGAUGAACCUUAAGAAACUUAUCUUGCUUACGCUGGAUGGUGCAGAUUCCUCAGAAUUGUAGGUCCCACCCAUGGUCAGGUUAACUUCAACUUGGGUCUCUUAAAAUCCUACAACUUUGCCAACUCUCUCUAAUUCUAAGAUUUAGUUGGAAUCGUUAUCCAUGAAAUGACUCACGUUCUCGGAUUUUCAGGAUCAGAUAUUGCUAACUGGGUUGAUGCUAAUAAGAAACCUCAUGUUAAUCCUACUGUUCAACAAACUGUUAGAGGUAUGAAAACUACAUUUGUUAAAACACCCAAUGUUCUUGAAUUUGCUAAAAAAUACUAUGGAUGCAGCACUAUUCCUGGUAUGCCUCUUGAAAACUAAGGUGGUUCAGGAUCAUCUGGUUCUCACUGGGAAACUACUAUUAUUCAAGAUGAAUUGAUGAAUGCUUCCAUUUCCCCAACCAUUCCUAUUUUCACUGGUUUUACUGCUGCCUUGUUAAGGGAUACAGGUUUCUAUGCUUCAGUUAACUCAAAUAUGGAAGAAAAAUCUUUCUAUGGUAAAGAUGCUGGCUGCUCAUUCAUAAUUGGUUCUUGUGAUGACAAAAAAAGAGAAUUCUGUACUGUCGGAUCUUUUGAAUAAAAAUGUGAUUAUUAUUAUCAUGGUGUUGGACAAUGUAACUCAUCUACAUUCUUAGAUAACGAUUGCGAUACUUAUCAAACUUUUAGUAAUGCUAAAUGUUUUGAUGAUUCAAACAACUUCUAGAAUAACCCAACUUAUAAAAGUGCUAUGGGAGUUUCUCUUGGAUCUAACUCUAAGUGCUUUAACAGCUCUCUUAUUAAUGAAAAAUAUAAACCUAUCAAGGAAUAAGGUUUAUGUUAUACCUAUAGUUGUACUGCUGCAAACUAAGUUAUUGUUAGUGUUGGAGGAACUCAAGUUACCUGUUCUAAGAAUGGUCAAUAAUUGAAGGUUCCAGGUUACAGUGGUUUACUCACUUGCCCUGAAAAGCUUGAUGAAUUCUGUGCUUACAAGAAGUUAUGUCCUAACAAUUGUAGUUCAAAUGGUUUUUGCAACAAUGGAACUUGUAUUUGUAUGAAUGGUUUCAGAGGAGCUGCUUGCGACUAAGUUGCUUGA
Messenger RNA from Tetrahymena thermophila SB210, 1545 nucleotides. RefSeq names its product leishmanolysin family protein. Gene Ontology annotation, biological process: cell adhesion; proteolysis. NCBI's taxonomy places the organism in Eukaryota, Ciliophora, Oligohymenophorea, Hymenostomatida, Tetrahymenidae. Gene Ontology annotation, cellular component: membrane; cytoplasm. The transcript has a single exon. Gene Ontology annotation, molecular function: metalloendopeptidase activity. The record is from RefSeq and is a predicted model, not a curated record.